Messenger RNA from Paramuricea clavata, 885 nucleotides. Lineage: Eukaryota; Metazoa; Cnidaria; Anthozoa; Malacalcyonacea; Plexauridae. The record is from the annotation of a GenBank genome assembly.
AUGGCAGCCUUAAAAGUUGCGAGCAGCUGUUCAAAAAUAUCGCAUUGUUACAAGACUGUAAUGAUGUGUCGACCGAAGUUUUUCGAUGUCCAGCAUAGUUUGCUAAACGCUCAUAUGAAUAUGAAGAUUCCAGUGAAUAAGAAGCUUGCUUUAACACAGUGGGAAAAUGCGUAUGAAACCUUGCUUGCAAAUAACAUCGAAGUUGACCUUUUGGAACCUCAACCUGAUCUUCUUGAUAUGGUUUUCACUGCAAACGCAGGGAUCGUUCACGGCAACAAAGCAGUCGUUUCGAGUUUUCAAGUGGCGCCUCGUCAACCGGAAACACAAUACCAUAUUCUGUUCUUCAAAGAGCGAGGCUUCGAGGUGUUGGACCCAAUUGAUGACGGAGUUGAGAUAGAAGGCAGUGGUGAUUUUAUGCCCACGCACGACGGGGAGAACUUUUUCGUGGCCUAUGGAUUCCGUAGCUCGUUCAAAGCCUAUGCCUACCUCAAGGACGUUCUGUCACUACCAAAAGAUCGACUUCAUCACAUGAAAUUAAUGAAUCCAUAUUUCUACCAUAUGGAUACAGCACUGAUGAGUUUAACCCGUGGACAUCUGAUGUACUACCCUGGUGCGUUUGACAAAGAAUCUGAGAAAAAAAUCCUGGAUGUUGGAGGAGAUAAGACUAUUGCAAUUGGGGAAGAAGAGGCCAUGGCUUUUGCAUGCAAUUCUGUAAAUUUUGAAGAAAGCGGAGAACAUAUUGUUGUCGGAAACAAGUUCAGUGACGCACUUAGAGACAAAUUGACCAACUUUGGGUACAAGGUGAUCGAGACACCGUACGGCCAGUUCCUAUUGUCUGGAGGAAGCCUUCGAUGUUCUGUACUGGAUAUUGGAAAAUCUCGUUAG